AUGCAGAGAGAAUCAGCCAUGGCCAACGAGAGACUACCCAAAAUGCCGUUUGGCGGGGCGACAGGGACGGACAAAGAGAACUUGGCCUGGUGGCACACAGCGCCCGAGACGUUCAACCACCCCUCAAAGCUUUGGACCGACUACUGGAUGCGCUACAACACCAUUACAAUCUCAGUCCAGAGCAGGGAAUCCUACCUCAUGGACGUCAUGGCCGCCGCCCGUGAAUGUGAGACGCGAGAUGAGCUGGAGAAGCUCCUUGAUGCAAAAUACGAGCAGCGGGUCGCCGAACUCGUGGACGCAAACUUUGCUAAGCUGUUCUACGAAGGCAUCCUCCCCGAUGCCCUGGCGCGCGGCCCGCCGCCGGCAAACCAGGUUGAAGUCUAUGAGGAGGAUGACGGCUUGCCUCCUCGCGCGCAGCGGACAGAAAUUUGGCCCCCAAUCGAUUGGGAGAAUGAUUAUAUGUAUCACCGGGAAAGAGGCCAUGAUUUCACCUACACGCGGAAUAUCCAUGAGGCGGAAGACGAGCAAGAUAUCCAGGCACCUGGGGGGCAGCCGUCCGCGGGGUCUUCUUUUGGCUAUUCAUUUCAAUCUCCAGAGAGCGUCGACUUGCGAGAAGAAAAGAAGGAAGAUGACCAUCAACAUGUGUCAAUUUGCGAAGGUGACAACCAGUCUACGACCAAAGAGCUCAAAACACCGCUUCGCAAAGCCUCUAAAUGUGCCACGCCGCCGCCACUGUCACCGAAAAGUCAAUAUUUGGAAAUUCCGUCCGUUUCAGCAACAUCUAUUUCUGAUCCUGACCCAUGCCAAGGGCCUGGAAUAGCUAAAGAUACCCACAUGAAACAGCAGACAGGAGCCUCGAGCCUGUCGUCUGCAAAAGGCCUAAAAGAUAGCUCCGACAAGAACACUCGGAAUGCCACGAUUCCCAUGCCGGAGGACAUAACCGCAUGUCAGGUUAGCCACGACAGAAUGGCCGCGCCUGACCCCAAAAGCCAAAAUUCACCCCCGCAAGGCCCGGUCUAUUCGGCAGUCCCAUCCAAGGAGCCAAAUGGAGGCGCAUCGGCUAGAAAUGUGGCGAGCAGGACCGAGGCCAUGGGUAACGACACCAAGGAUGACACUGAGAACGGCAGACGCAACGCAAACUAUUUAGACCCAAGCUCCGGCAGGAAGAGGGCUCGCUCAGAGUCUAGAGCAGACGAAGAAAUUGGAGAGGAGCUAAACGCAGACAUUCAUGUCCAAAAGCGGAGGCGCAGGUCAUCUUUCCGGGAGGUCAAAAACUCCUGUAAGAGGCCGCUGCUGCCUGAGAUUGAGGACCGUGACAAACGUUCCGCGCAGACGAACCAAGGCCGCACCGUCUGUUGGGAGUCGCUCAAAGACGCCGAGAUGCAGCAACCAAAAUCCCACAGCUGA
Pyricularia oryzae 70-15 is the source of this 1407-nucleotide messenger RNA. RefSeq lists its product as uncharacterized. The record is from RefSeq and is a predicted model, not a curated record. The transcript has 3 exons. NCBI's taxonomy places the organism in Eukaryota, Fungi, Ascomycota, Sordariomycetes, Magnaporthales, Pyriculariaceae. Bases 1 to 1407 code for a protein of 468 amino acids.